AUGGACAGCAUGAGUACAGAAAAGAGCCAAAAUAGCAUUGUUUCAAGGAUCAAAGUUUUUGAAUCCCAAGGAACUAAUGAUACCUCAGGAUUAUCAAAAAAGCCAGAAAUUGCCCCUCGUUCAUUCCCCCCAAGACCUGUUACUGCAAAGAAGCCAGUAGUAGCUCCAAAGCCAGGGGUAUGCAGAAUUUCAGGAGACUGGGAUGCAUGGACAGAAAGCAAAUCAACGCCUUCCCAGGAAUUGCAGCCUCAACCCGAAGUAGCUGGGAGCAGUAUUGUAACCAAACCUGAACUGCCAAAGAAGCCAAAACCUGGCCUUGUUAAAAGUAGUAGUAGUGAUUUUCUUGAUGCAAGGAGUGGAUCAGUUGCAGAGAACAGUGAUGGACAGAAGAAAUUUCCUGUUCCUGCUCCAAGGCCUCUAGUUCCUAAAAAGUCACAUUAUGCAGAAAAUCCUGCCCUUUCUUUGGCCCCACUGAAACCGAUUGUUGCUCCACCACGGGCCCAAGAAAAAGUUUUCAAGUCUCUGGGGGAAUUGUCGCCUGCAGCCAAUUCCUCAGCACCUGCUUUGCAAAACAAACUAGAUGCGGAAGGAGAUCUGAUCAGUUUUGAUGAUGAUGUUUUGCCCCUAAGUCCACUUUGUGGAGUUAAAGAUAACAUCGGUUCUGAAGCAGCAGCAGAUCCAUUUCAGUUCCUCACCAAAAGUGAACCUGCAAAGGAACAGACAGCUCAACCAGCUUUAGCCCGGAAACCCACUGUGAUCCGAAUCCCAGCUAAAGCCGGGAAAUCUUCAAAUGAAGUCCCACAUAGCCCUCCACCACUUCCUGCUGAAAAGCCUGUUGGGAACACCUCUGAUAUCAUAGUGGGAAAACACAUCAGCGGUGACCUAGUAAAAAAAGUGGAGUCAGAUCGUUCAGAACAGGGUGGAGUACCUCAGCUAGAACCUGUACUACCCCCACGGCCCCUGGAAGGAAAAAUUAUACCUGCUCGACCUCCCCCACCCAAAGGUGUUCCUGGAAGGCCGCCUCCACCAAAACUCUCUGCAGCCAAGACCUCCUCGCAGAAGGAUGCUCUCUCACGAUCUCCUUCUGACAUCGCUCCUGAUAAAAAACCUGGCAAGUUCAGAUUGGGACCCAAGAGAUCAAAAAGUCAAGUGUUUAAAAAUGCAGAUCCAGCAUUACCUCCUAGACCUAAACCAGGUCAUCCUCUCUACAAUAAAUACAUGCUUCCAGUGCCUCAUGGAGUUGCCAAGGAAGAUUGUCAUCCGAGGAACACUGGAGAACUGUCCUGUAAGGAUUCAAACCACCCUCCAAAAGUUUCUGACACAAGUGCACCUUAUGCUGUAGUCCUGCAUGACUUUCCUGCAGAGCAUGCUGAUGACUUGGACCUUCAUUCUGGAGACACCGUUUGUCUUUUGGAGAAAAUUGAUGCCGAGUGGUACAGAGGAAAAUGUGGGAAUCGCACGGGGAUAUUUCCUGCCAACUUUGUUAAAGUAGUUAUUGAUGUUCCAGAAGAAGGCAACAGGAAAAAAAUACCCAGUUCAUCACAAUGUGUUAAAGGCCCAAGAUGUGUAGCACGAUUUGAAUAUAUUGGAGAUCAGAAAGAUGAGCUCAGUUUUUCAGAAGGUGAAACUAUUAUCCUUAAAGAAUAUGUAAAUGAAGAGUGGGCCAAAGGAGAGCUGAGAGGCACAUCUGGAAUUUUCCCCUUGAACUUUGUGGAAGUAAUUGAAGAUCUGCCUGGAACAGGUACAGGAGCAGCACCGAAGAACAAGGUGGAGGCUGCUUCUUCCCUUCCUGAGAACAACAGAUGCUCAGUAGAGUGGUGUGAAGCGCUUCAUGAUUUUACAGCAGAAACCAAAGAUGAUUUAUCCUUUAAAAAGGGAGACUACAUCCAAAUCCUGGAGCAAGUAGAUCCAGAGUGGUAUAGAGGAAGACUGAAUGAAAAGGAAGGGAUUUUCCCAGCAGUGUUUGUUCAGAUCUGCUCAGCCAGGGUAGAGCUUCUAGGAGGGAAGAAAGGAAAAGCCAAAGCUCUUUAUGAUUUUCAUGGAGAAAAUGAAGAUGAGCUUUCCUUCAAAGCGGGUGAUACAAUAACAGAGCUGGAAUCUGUGGACAAGGACUGGAUGAGUGGAGAGAUACAAGGAAAGUGUGGGAUAUUUCCCAAGAACUUUGUUCAGAUUUUAAAAACACCAUGA
Molecule: messenger RNA, 2187 nt
Organism: Pterocles gutturalis (yellow-throated sandgrouse)
Lineage: Eukaryota; Metazoa; Chordata; Aves; Pterocliformes; Pteroclidae
Gene: SH3D19
Product: SH3 domain containing 19
Exons: 15
Coding region: 1-2187 (728 amino acids)
Molecular function (GO): protein binding
Source: RefSeq, a predicted model, not a curated record